AAUUUCUGGAAUUACUAGAAGAAACAAGACAAGCCUUACGCCAAACCCAGAGGCAUCAAGGCAAGUUGGGCAAAAGGACGUCAAAAAGAUCAAAAGAUUCAAAACUGACAAUAGAUUUCAUCAUGUCAAUUGAAGACGCUGAAGCUCGGGAGAGGGUCCUUGGGGACAAGUUAAAACAUGCGGCCGAUGGAGGGGAAAUGCGCGGAGAGAAUAUUGAUCCAGCUCAGCAACCAAAUGACUUGGAGCAUGAAAAAACAAGAGAUUCAUCCUCUUCUUCCUCAGAUGGAAGCAAUGAAGCUCAACAAAGCCAGGAGAAUUCUGAACAAAAUAUUGCUCAAUCUACAACAUUGCUCCAAAGACCACAAGGAACAUUUGAAGUACUCGGCGUUGCAAAUACAGCACACAUGCAAGAAGCAGGAAGAUCAGUACUCUCCAAUUCUACAUCAGCCAUAACAACACAGUCCUUCCACCCCACCACAAUAGAGUCAUCACAACUUCAACCAUUCAAUCAUGGGCGAGACAUGAGUUUGAUCCCUAGAAAUCAACUUGGUCUUGCUUCCCAAAGUGCCUUUCAUGUUGAGAAUUUUGUUCCGUCUCGGACAAGUGGAAUAGUGUUCCAUGGUUUAAUAUUUCCGAUAAACCACCAAACAAAAAAUUUUGGAAGUAUUAACACCUACCAACUUCCCACAUCGAGCUUACCGCCCGAGUUUCGCUUGGAAUCUUCCUCUAGAAUGCAGUUACCCCAGAUCCAACAGCCACAAUCUCAAGUAUCGACACCACUACUACUAGAAAGUGGAAGUGGCGGAUCACAAUUCAGGACGACACAAUGGGCUAAUUGGCAUCCCCAAAACCAAAUCACUAUGCCUGAGACAUCAACUACAAUAGGGUCACGAGAAAUUCAAUUCCAAGGAUUAUUGACUGAUCAGGCUACAGGAUCAAGCAGUUUUUUUCCAACUGGAGGCUCUUCCAGUCAAAUUCAAAUCCCAAACAUUCCAAUUCAGCAAAAAAGAAUGCAGGGAAGUGCUAUGACUACUAGCCAAAAUGGAGUGGAAGAGCCAUGGAAGAGGAAUGUUAGGAUGAAAAUGGCUUGGCAAGAGAACAAUCCACCAAUGUCCAAUCUUCAGCUACCUAAUUGGAUUUCACCAGGUCAAGGCCCUCAAGGCCAGAACUUUGGAAUUCCUAAUGCCUCAGGCUCAAUCUCAAGACCUAGGUCUCUUAAGAAUUCGGUUUACGAUCAAAUGUACGAAUCAAUGGGUUUGCAUGUGGACCCUCAUUUACGCAUGUUUGUGGCAAGACGCGAGACUGGCAGCAGUGAAGCACAGUGAGAAUCAAAUUGAUCAAAGGAAAUCCUAACAUUUGUUGUUGCUGUUAACUAUGACUAUGUCUACACAACCCUAAAUGGGGGUUGUCAACUUUUUAACAUAUAUAGCAUGGAUUAUAUUA
Messenger RNA from Quercus lobata, 1443 nucleotides. RefSeq lists its product as uncharacterized. The transcript has 15 exons. Lineage: Eukaryota; Viridiplantae; Streptophyta; Magnoliopsida; Fagales; Fagaceae. The coding region runs from base 123 to 1325 and encodes 400 amino acids. The record is from RefSeq and is a predicted model, not a curated record.